UCAGCGAACUUGCAGCUAAUUAGCAGCUAAGAGAAAAUAAGCAAUGGCAAGGAUGGAACUUGCACCACUUAGACCCUGGGACGAUUUCUUCCCAGGGGCUGAUCGAUUUGCUAAACCUGAUUUUAGAGAUUUAACGAAAUGGAACAAUAGGGUGAUCAGCAAUUUACUGUACUAUCAGACAAAUUAUUUUGCCGUAGCCAUCGUGGUUUUCUUGAUUGUUGGAUUCCUUAACCCUCUUGGUAUGUUCCUGGGAGGAGCAGUGGUCUCUCUGGUCUUCAUGGGUUCUGUGUGGGCAGGGGAGAACAAGACCAUCAUCAAGAACUUUAAGAAGAAAAACCCCACCCUGUUUGUCCUUGCGGUUAUGGGUACCAGCUACUUCCUGUUGUCGCUGUGUGGUGGCGUGAUGGUCUUCAUUUUUGGAAUCACUUUCCCUUUGCUAUUGAGUCUUGUCCAUGCCUCUCUCAGACUGCGCAACAUGAAGAACAGGAUGGAGAACAAAAUUGAGGGGGUGGGCAUAAAGAAGUCUCCCAUGGGUGUCAUCAUGGACCUCCUGGACCAGCAGGAGGAGAAGAUGAACAAGAUCCAGGACUUCAUUGAGAGCAAGCUUAAGGAAUGAGAGGAGGAAGGCUUGUCAAACUGGCAUCCUCUUUCAAUACUGUUCUAUUUAUUUUAGCACAAUCCUAAAAUAUUUUUGACCCCAAAUAAGGUUUUGCAAUCCUCCUAUUAAUCGGUCUUGCUUUUGGUUUUUGUUACACAUCUGUUACAUGCUUUAUAUUACACUGUUAUAUAUUUUGGGUUUGGUUACUUCAUUUUGGGGGAGGUGUGCACUCAUAUAUAGAUUAUGUUUCUGAAAGACACUGGGCAUGAUUCAGUGAGUCAUGAGCAUCCUUGUCUGUUUGUCCUGUCCAAAAUGUUGUUUAAUUUAUUUCAGUGCACGUGUGGUGUUGUCUAUAUUGACUGCAUAUUCUAAUUCUGAAUGUGAGUACAUAGUUCUGUGUCUGAAGGCUGUGUCUAAGGUUCAGUUUCAAACUUAUAGAGCUAACAAUACAUUGUUGCUAUUGGCUGAACAAAUCAGAACCAAACAUUUUGCUACUCUCAAAGGUGUAGUCGUGUCCCUCAACUGUAUUUUUUUCUCCCAAUCUUGCCGACACCAGGGGUUUGAACCUGGCUUUCAACGAUCACCUCUUUAAACACUGCUUAACCAGCUGCCCUACCAAAAAGCUAGCCCUUUGAUGGUGCUGGUGGGUGGUAUUUAUACUGAGGAGUGAGUUCCUACAAUUCAACACGGUUACACUACCUCAGCACAAACAUCUCUUUAUCUCCUUUACCUAUUGAACUACAGUCUCUGGACAAGAUUGCCCUUAUGCUGAUGGAACCCAUUAAUAAGUGACUGCUCAUUGACGAGUAGCAAUAAUGCCCUUGUUAUUUCAGACCCUGUGGGUUUGAGAGAAAUAUCUUCUGACCAUGGCUAUGCAGUAUGAAAAAGAUAAUUGCUAUCACAGCUUUAUUCUUGAAAUAUAAUUUUAUUUCAGAUGUAUGGCUGAAUUUCAUUAUUAUGCAUGUCAAUUAUUAACCUAUUGGUUGCAAAAAGCACUUUGUUAAAAUAAUGUAUUUAGUGCAUUUAAACACAUUGUAAUCUGUAGUAUAUCUAGCUGAGAUUUUUCUGACUGGAAAGAAAUGUCAGGAUGUCCAUUUGAGAUCCAUUUUCCUUUUACAAUGGAAAUGGAUGCAAGUGUCUGUUAAUCAGAAUGCAAAGCUUCUGUUGCCAUUCCAAGCAGAAUCAUGCUUUCUGUGGACAUUGUGGAGUCCUCCAACUAUACAGAACCAAUUUGCGCAUGUUAACGUGAUAAUUGGAUUACUGGGAAUGUUAAAAAGAAUGCCAUAAUAAAACUACUUUUUGUA
This is a messenger RNA of Osmerus eperlanus (European smelt), 1902 nucleotides long. Its product is annotated as PRA1 family protein 3-like. The record is from RefSeq and is a predicted model, not a curated record. Gene Ontology annotation, biological process: negative regulation of transport. Gene Ontology annotation, cellular component: membrane. The transcript has 3 exons. The coding region runs from base 44 to 616 and encodes 190 amino acids. Lineage: Eukaryota; Metazoa; Chordata; Actinopteri; Osmeriformes; Osmeridae.